AUGUUUAUGUCCGAAGAUCAUGUGUGUUACAUGAAGACCACAGAAGAGGAAGAAGAAACCAAGCUGUUGAAAAGAAAACAGAAGGUAACGGUCGAUGAAGACGACGAACAACUCACGCAAUGGAUAUUUUUCGAUUUUGAAUGCACACAGGAUGACAUGAUCCAGUGUGAUGAGGGUUAUUUUCCCCAGAUAUCCAUCAAAUGUGGAAAUUGUCAUCGCAAAAACUGUCACUCAAAUCCGUGCGAACAGGGCUUUGUUCCGAGGAAAAUCACUUCUUGCAAAAAUUGCAACCAUUCGUCGUGUGGUUCAUAUCGACACCUGCCCAAUUUAUGUGUGGUUCAUAAGGUGUGCGAAGAAUGCAUUGACGAAGACGAGAUCAACGAGCAUAGCUACUGUUCAUUAUGCCAUUACAAGCAACGCAUUUUCAAUGGCCCAAACACACGUGACGAUUUCUGUAAAUGGCUUUUCUCGGACGAAAACGAAGGAGCCAAAGUCUUCUGUCAUAACUUUCGAGGGUACGAUAGCUAUCCCAUCGUCAGUUACUUGUACGAGAACGCCAUCUUGCCGGAGGUGAUCAUGAAUGGGUCCAAAUUCAUGAGCAUCGAGAUACCUCAUCUCAAAAUGAAAUUCCUGGAUUCCAUGAAUUUCAUACCCAUGGCUCUCUCAAAGAUGCCAAAGGCGUUUGAUAUACCUGAAGUCGCCAAGGGCUAUUUUCCACAUCUAUACAAUCGAAAAGAAAAUCAGAGGGCUAUCAUGAAUCACCUACCAGACGUACAGUUUUAUAAUGCAGAUGGUAUGAUGCCUGAUGAUCGCACCAAGUUUCUCCAAUGGUACGAAGAACAUCAACACGAUAGUUUUGAUUUUCAGAAAGAAAUAAUAAAAUAUUGCCAGUCUGAUGUCGAUAUUCUCAGGCGAGGGUGUCUCAAAUUCCGCGACAUCUUCAUGGACAUGACGUCACGAGAUGAUCGGGACGGCGUUGACCCUUUCGAACGCUGCAUCACCAUUGCCUCGGCUUGUAAUCUGGUAUUUCGCAGUCUCUUUUUGGAAAGAGAGUCUAUCGGCAUUAUACCACCCCAAGGGUAUCGUCCGAAAGACAAACAAUCCUUCAGGGCCAUGCAGUGGAUAAAAUAUCAUGCUCAUCAAACAGGCGUAGAGAUCCAGCAUGCAGGCAACAUGGGAGAAAAAGUGAUUGGACCAUACAGAGUCGAUGGAUACUAUGAAAUAGGGGAUCAGAAAGUAGUAAUGGAAUUCCAUGGUGAUUAUUGGCACGGUAACCCCAAAUGUUAUUCUGCCAACACCCUCAAUAAAGUUGUGGGAAUGACCAUGGGAGACCUCUAUCAGAGAACCUUGGAAAAGAGAAGUUACUUGGAAUCUUUGGGAUAUACUUACCUGCAGAUGUGGGAGUCUGAUUUUGAUCGGGCCGUAGAGUCCACAGACAAAAUGAAGUCUUUUAUAGAACACCUAGAGUUAACCUCGCCCUUACAACCUAGAGAUGCAUUUUUCGGCGGAAGAACCGAAGCCUUUAAACUGCAUGCCAAGGCAGAUGAAGACACCGAUAUCAAAUAUUUUGAUGUGACUUCACUCUAUCCCUUCAUCAAUAAAACGGGCAAGAUUCCAUUGGGACGCCCCCAGAUCGUGACUGAAAAUUUUGAUCUUCUUCAAAACUACGAAGGACUCGUCAAAUGCCGCAUCCUUCCCCCAAAACAUCUAUACAUGCCAGUUCUUCCAUCGAAAAUCAACAAUAAGCUCCUGUUUGGCCUCUGUCGAACGUGCAUGGAGAAACACAGACAGACCUGUGAGCACACCGAUCGGGAAAGAAUGAUUACUGGAACCUGGGUCACCGACGAGGUCAAAAAAGCCGUAGAAAUGGGUUACAUAAUAGACAAGAUUUUCGAAGUGUGGCAUUUCGAUCGCAUAUCACAGUACGAUCCACAAGCAAAAUCGGGCGGAGCAUUCACCGACUACGUCAAUACAUUUCUCAAAAUGAAGCAAGAGGCAUCCGGUUGGCCAAAAUGGUGUCAAACGGAAGAAGACAGACACAAGUACAUAGAGGAAUACCACCAAAGAGAAGGAAUUCGUCUCGAAUAUCAUAACAUCGUAUCGAACCCAGGUCUCAGAGCGCUGGCAAAACUUAUGCUCAAUAGUUUUUGGGGUAAAUUUGGUCAGCGAGAAAACAUGCCCAAAACAACGUACGUGACAGAUCCCUGCGAAUAUUUCGAUAUGUUGACUAGCAAUUACCAACAGGUCAAAGACGUCAGCUAUGUGUCCGAAGAGAUGGUACGACUCCAGUGGGUCUUAGACGACGAUUUUGUGGAGACCAGUGGUCGAACCAACGUCGUCAUCGCAGCGUACACUACGGCCCAGGCCCGUCUAAAAUUAUACUCCUAUCUGGAAAAAUUAGGCGAUCGGACUCUAUAUGCUGACAGGGAUUCGGUCAUCUUCACCGCACGGGCUGGGGAAUGGUCGCCGCCUCUGGGUGAUUACUUGGGGGAUAUGACAGACGAGACCCCCGGUAAGAAAAUCCUUUCCUUUGUCACCGGCGGACCGAAAAAUUAUGCGUAUACCGCCCAAGACCAAGAUGGGAAGAUAAGUACCUGUUACAAAGUUAAAGGUAUCACACUGAAUUACAAGAACAGUUUGGAUAUCAACUUUGAUACCAUCAGAAAUAUGAUCACUUCCAGCGAAGCGUCUGUCGUCACGGUCCGGAACGAUUACAAAAUUGCCCGAGAUUCCAAAACCACAGAAAUCAUCACCAGAGAGGAAAAUAAAGACUAA
Messenger RNA from Saccostrea cuccullata (small rock oyster), 2775 nucleotides. RefSeq lists its product as uncharacterized. Bases 1 to 2775 code for a protein of 924 amino acids. The transcript has a single exon. The record is from RefSeq and is a predicted model, not a curated record. Gene Ontology annotation, molecular function: DNA-directed DNA polymerase activity; DNA binding; nucleotide binding. NCBI's taxonomy places the organism in Eukaryota, Metazoa, Mollusca, Bivalvia, Ostreida, Ostreidae. Gene Ontology annotation, biological process: DNA replication.